Trypanosoma brucei brucei TREU927 is the source of this 489-nucleotide messenger RNA. RefSeq lists its product as hypothetical. NCBI's taxonomy places the organism in Eukaryota, Euglenozoa, Kinetoplastea, Trypanosomatida, Trypanosomatidae. The transcript has a single exon. The record is from RefSeq and is a predicted model, not a curated record. The coding region runs from base 1 to 489 and encodes 162 amino acids.
AUGACUACUAGUAACGGCUUCGAAUCGCCGCGUGAGUCCGUUGCGGCAGCGGCGGCAUGCAGCUCUCAGUUGCGGGAGGCUGCUGAACGGGCACGAAAGGAUCCCUCCAAAGAUAUUGGUCUGACAACAGAGGAACUUCAGGAGCGGAAAAGGUGCGCUGCGGAGCCACACCGUUUCGUAAGUAAGUCCACAAGUCGCCCUUUUGAGGUGAAGAGUUCCUCGCGGGCGCAGCAGAUUAUGACUAAGGGUGUGGUGGAGCGACAAGUCACAGCACGGCAGAAGGAGGUGCUUCGGAAGGUAUCUUCACUCCGUAAACUGCAGGUGGGUCUUUUUUUUGUUGGUGUCGGGUUUGCGUACUGGGUGGGGGUGGAGUUCCUGCUGCCGCAUUACGCUGCCGUACAGGAGCGGAACCGCAUUUUGAGGUUGCGGUACGAGAUGGCGCAGAGGAAGCGCGAGGAGCACUUACGAGUGCAGGGGUCAUCGCAGUGA